AAAAAAACAAGUAACAACUGCUGAAUUACUUUUAAAUUAGUAUCCUCUUCUCUUAUUCCUCCACUCUCGAGAUUCUCUACCCGUACCGUUUAUGGAGUUUAUAUAUAGAAUAGACCAAAGAGAUGUCAGAACACAAGAUCAAGUUUAGAGACUGAUAGAAAUAUACUCGUACUAAUAUCAAUAAAUACUCUGAUUUCAUAUUUACAUAAUAAAGUAUAUAUUAAAAAAAAAUCUGAGUUCGUGGGUCUAUACAUAGUUGAUGGGAAGAACUGAGAUCGCCAAAGCACCAAAGCUGCUGUUAAGGAGUUGGAAGCAAUUUCAAGGGCGAGCAGGGAUAAGCAGCAAAGCUGCAAAACCAAACCCGAUGAUGGUCAACUACUUUGAAGAUAUUUCCGACCACAAUCUCAACUGUGGCGGCAAAGAGGAGAGCUGGGUCCCACACCCCCGCACCGGAAUAUUCUUUCCGCCGGGACAAGAGUCAGUGAUGGAAGAUGUCCCUAACGGUGCUGCCUCCUUCAAUAUGACGUUUUGGCUUAGGAACGUUGACGGUGUUGAUAAACCUGAUCCUGAUCUUCAUCAUCUUCCUUAUUAAUUAAUUAGAGACAAAAUUAAUAUGUUAUUACUAAUCUUAUGAUUGAGUCAUUGAGAGAUGAAAUGUCAUAAGGGGACACUAUAUACUACAUGUAAGAUGUAACUAUAUUGAAUAAUCUCAAGGAAAUGGGGAAUGGUAUACGUAAUAAGUACAACAACGUUUCAUUAUAUAUGAUCGUUUUCGUAUGAUGGAUGAAGAGGUUCAAUAGUUAUUCGUUGUGACUUCACAAUUGUGAUUAUGAUCGUGUGUGUGUGCGCGAUAAUAUAAGCAGCGACUACUGUGAAAAGACUUAUUAACCAAAAAAUAACUAAGGUAAAACGAUUUUUUUUU
Arabidopsis lyrata subsp. lyrata is the source of this 922-nucleotide messenger RNA. RefSeq lists its product as uncharacterized. NCBI's taxonomy places the organism in Eukaryota, Viridiplantae, Streptophyta, Magnoliopsida, Brassicales, Brassicaceae. Bases 260 to 592 code for a protein of 110 amino acids. The transcript has 2 exons. The record is from RefSeq and is a predicted model, not a curated record.